UCAGCAAAAAACCUGAAGAACAUAUCAGAGCUCUUUUAUUAUGCACAGAAAGCUGUUCUUCAUCCUACAGGGCCCCUGUACUGCCCAGAGGAGAAGGAGAUGAAACCAGCCUGUAUAAAAGCACUUACCCGUAUAUUUAAAAUAUCUGAUCAAGAUAAUGAUGGUACUCUCAAUGAUGCUGAACUCAACUUCUUUCAGAGAAUUUGUUUCAACACUCCAUUAGCUCCUCAAGCUCUGGAAGAUGUCAAGAACGUAGUCAGAAAACAUAUAAGUGAUGGCGUAGCUGACAGUGGAUUGACACUGAAAGGUUUUCUCUUUUUACACACACUUUUUAUCCAGAGAGGGAGACAUGAGACUACUUGGACUGUGCUUCGACGAUUUGGUUACGAUGAUGAUCUGGAUUUGACACCUGAAUAUUUAUUUCCCCUGCUAAAAAUACCUCCUGAUUGCACUACUGAAUUAAAUCAUCAUGCGUAUUUGUUUCUCCAAAGCACCUUUGACAAGCAUGAUUUGGAUAGAGACUGUGCUUUGUCACCUGAUGAGCUUAAAGAUUUAUUUAAAGUUUUCCCUUACAUACCCUGGGGGCCAGAUGUGAAUAACACAGUCUGUACGAAUGACAGAGGCUGGAUAACCUACCAGGGAUUCCUUUCCCAGUGGACGCUUACAACCUAUUUAGAUGUACAGCGGUGCCUGGAGUAUUUGGGCUAUCUAGGCUAUUCAAUAUUGACUGAACAGGAGUCUCAAGCUUCAGCCAUUACGGUAACAAGAGAUAAAAAGAUAGACCUACAGAAAAAACAGACUCAAAGAAAUGUGUUCAGAUGUAAUGUAAUUGGAAUGAAGAACUGUGGGAAAAGUGGAGUUCUUCAGGCUCUUCUUGGAAGAAACUUAGCGAGGCAGAAAAAAAUUCGUGAUGACCAUAAAUCCUACUAUGCUAUUAAUACUGUUUAUGUAUACGGACAAGAGAAAUACUUAUUGUUGCAUGAUAUCUCAGAAUCGGAAUUUCUAACUGAGGCGGAGAUCAUUUGUGAUGUUGUGUGCCUGGUAUAUGAUGUCAGUAAUCCCAAAUCCUUUGAAUACUGUGCCAGGAUUUUUAAGCAACACUUUAUGGACAGCAGAAUACCCUGCUUGAUUAUUGCUGCAAAGUCAGACCUGCAUGAAGUUAAACAAGAAUACAGUAUUUCACCGACUGAUUUCUGCAGGAAACACAAAAUGCCUCCACCACAAGCCUUCACUUGCAGUACUGCUGAUGCACCCAGUAAGGAUAUCUUUGUUAAAUUGACAACAAUGGCCAUGUACCCAGAGGAUCAUUACAGAGACAGACUCACCCGAGCCAUGGGCAACACUGAUAGAAUAGAGAAUUUGAGAAAAAUCUGGGUCUUUCUAAAAACUGCUUUGCAUGUGACACAAGCUGACCUCAAGAGCUCCACGUUUUGGCUUCGAGCAAGUUUUGGUGCUACUGUUUUUGCUGUUUUGGGCUUUGCUAUGUACAAAGCAUUAUUGAAACAGCGAUGAUUAAAAAAAUACUGGCCCUACAAAAACAAAUACUUUUAUGUAUAUUCUGAAUGCUUUAAAUUCUGUUAGAAAUAUUGAGAUAUUUAUACAUGCAGAGUUACUUUAUUAAUAUUUGUAAUUCAUGCAUAAGAGUAUUUUAAUGAUAGCUAUAACUGCAGUAUUGGCUAGCAUAUAGAAAGAAAACAGCUUAACAGCCAAACUAAAAUGGCUAAAUUUCAGAGGCCAAAAAGGGAAUAUUUUGUAAAUAAUGUACAUAUUUCAGGCAAGAUAUGGUCUCCCAAACUGAGUUCUAGAAAUAGUGUUUCUAGAUGUUUCUACAUGGUAUUGUUAGUGCUCAUGUGGCUCACUCUUCUGGGUUUAAGUCAGCCCAGAGAUUGUAUUUACUCAUAGAUCACUUAUUUAUUUCACAUUUAUUCAGAAUGAUCCUUUGGGUUCUGUAAGUACACGAGGCACAAUUUGCCAUUUUCUCUCCAUUUUUAAAAACACACGAGUCAGAGUCAGCUUACCAACACAACUUUCAGUCACUUCUAGUAGGCCAGCCUCGAAGCCAUUGUGCAGUCUAGAAAAUUGUACAGCUGAGUGUGCAGCUCUCCUUUAAGGAAGAAGUAAGGUAAAAGCAGUUAGAGGUGUUACCUAUGUGAUUAUGUUGCUUUGUCUGUCAGUAUGUUCAAUUUUAUAGUCCUUUCAAUCAAAUGAGAAAAACAAUUUGUAUAUUAUCAAUGUUUUUAGUUUAAAUAAACAGUCACCCUUACUACUGUUAAAUCUCCUCCCAAAGUGUGAAUCAUUCUAUAAUGGCUCUGUCUAUUAUAGUGUAUUACAGUAGCUGCAUGUGUCAUGAAGUGUUCUAUAUCUGGCUAGGAUAACCUAAAGGCAGCACUUUUUUAAAUGAUAAAAUAAAUAAUGAUUAUAAUCUCAUUAUAAACCUAUUUUUUCCAUCAUUGACCUUUUCACGUAUUUAAAUAAAUAACUGCUGUGUACUGUGA
Messenger RNA from Galeopterus variegatus (Sunda flying lemur), 2495 nucleotides. It is a transcript of the gene RHOT1, whose product is annotated as ras homolog family member T1. Lineage: Eukaryota; Metazoa; Chordata; Mammalia; Dermoptera; Cynocephalidae. Gene Ontology annotation, molecular function: GTP binding; calcium ion binding; GTPase activity. The coding region runs from base 100 to 1512 and encodes 470 amino acids. The record is from RefSeq and is a predicted model, not a curated record. The transcript has 13 exons.